Messenger RNA from Paramecium tetraurelia, 1825 nucleotides. RefSeq lists its product as uncharacterized. The record is from RefSeq and is a predicted model, not a curated record. Gene Ontology annotation, cellular component: nucleus. Gene Ontology annotation, biological process: protein ubiquitination; mitotic cell cycle checkpoint signaling; ubiquitin-dependent protein catabolic process. The transcript has 4 exons. Gene Ontology annotation, molecular function: ubiquitin-protein transferase activity; protein binding. NCBI's taxonomy places the organism in Eukaryota, Ciliophora, Oligohymenophorea, Peniculida, Parameciidae.
AUGCCUCAUAAUAUGUUUGCAAAGCUACUCUCUCUUAAUCCUAGUACAUCGCCAUCGAUUGAAAUAUCGAAACCUAUAUUUACAUUAGGAAGAGAUUAGAAGAAUGACAAAGUGUUUUCGGAUAUCAAGGUAAGUUCUAUCCAUUUGACAAUUGAAUACAAGGAUUCCCAAUUUACGGUGACGGAUUUAUCUAGCAAUGGAACAUAUAUCAAUGAAAAAAAGAUUGGUAAAGGAAACACAGUAUCUAUUUUAAAUGGAGAUAAGAUUCAUUUGUUACCCAUUUAGAAGGUUAAGGACUAUGAAGUGAUUGGUUUUGAAUUUUUUGUGUGCUCAAACAAUGAGUAACAGGCUUCCAAAAUAUCAAUCGAAUCAAUAGACCGAUAAAUUUCUGAUGGAAAAAGAGAAGUAUAAAAUGAGAAAUUAUUGGACACAAAAUUAGUUGAAAAUAUAGUUGACACAGAAAUUAUUAAUGAACCACCCAAAAGGAAAGAACAAUCACCCAUUCAUGUCCCAAAAAUUGAUGGUUUAGAAGAUGAAUUACAAUGUACAAUCUGCAAUGAUUACUUGUUUGAGGCUGUUGCAGCAAACCCUUGUAAUCACCAUUUCUGCGGUUCUUGCUUAUCUAAUUGGUUCAAAAAGUAAACAUACGAAUGUCCAAAUUGCAGAGCUAAACUAACUGGAGUAAUGUAGGCAAGAACCAUCAACAAUCUCGUUGAGAAAUGGUUAAAGAUUAAUCCCCAUGAAAAAAGGACUGAAUAGCUAUUGAAUAAGAUGAAAGAGGAAAAUCUCAUUUAUAAAAAUCCCGAGUAAUAUAUCAAUUUAAAUGCCUAAUUAAAUUACGAUAAAUAGGAGAAGAAAGUCUAAUUGCUCUAAAAUAUAUAGAAUUAAUAGGAAUUGAAUAGUGAUGAGGAUGAGGAUGAGGAAGGUGAACACUAUUCUCAUGAUGAGGAGGACGAUGAGUAUUUAAGUAAUGAUGAAAACUUUGAUGAUAAUAGAUAGAACUAAUAAUUUUAAUAAUAAUAGCUUUUUCCUUUGUAAUACCAUCAAAAUAAUCAUGCUUUCCAAGCAUUGCCACCCUUUUUUCAUCAAAAUAAUUUCCAACUAGGUUUUGGAUAGAAUGUAUUUUAACAAUAAUUCAUGCAACCAAACAAAGUAUGCAAGAGUUGUAAUGGACAAACUUGGAAGAACUUUUAAUGUCCUCCCCUACAAUAACAUGUAGGUUGUGCUUCCUGUGCCAGGUUAAUGCCAAAAUUAGAUCCUAGUGAGGCAGACAAUGAAGUGUUGCAGAUGUAAUGUUGUAUAUGUAAAGCAUAUCAUUGUGCAUUUUAUUAUGGAGACUGCAAUAAUGCUGCACUUUAAAAAUUUAUGCUAGUCAAAAAUAUAUAGCAUCAAAUGGUAAUUCCGUAUCAAUAUGUAAACUCCGCUGAAUAUAAGAGAUUAAUCUAACAUCUUGGAGGAAGACCUUAGACUACAAUAUUUAACUUUAUGAUGGAAAAUUACAUAAGCAAAGGCUAUUUCUAUUUUGAAUAAAACAAAGCUACUUUUAAUAAUCCAUUAUAAGAAAUUAGUGUGAAAAUAUCUCCAAACUCACCAAUAUGCUGGUUAUGUCAUAGGAAGUUAAUCAAUUUCAUUAUAUUUAAAUAUGUUCAAUGCAUGAAGUAUGAUGAACCCAUAUUCAUGAGAGAAGAUUGUUACUAUGGCAUCAAUUGCAAAGUUUAAUAGUAGAAACAAUAUCAUGCUUAGAAAUAUAACCAUUUUUGUGAAUAAACUAAAUUUGAUUGAUUUAUACUUAUAUUGAUUUGUGAUCAAAUAUUUUAGUUGUAAA